AUGUUUUUAUUUUUUAUUUUUAGGGUUAAACUUCACCACACAAAUAGCCUAUUUAAUGUUUUCCUUGUUUUUAAUGUAGGGGACCAGUGUAAGAAGUUGUACGAAAAUAUGCGAACUCGGCUAGGUAAGAUAUUGAACAAGGAGAAGAAAAGUGGAUCUGGGCAAACCAACAGAACGACACGUGAUGAUGAGAUAGUGAACACGUGGGGAUUUCUGAAGCAACACAUUGUUCGUGGCAAGACAACGGCAAGUGACACGUUUGAUAGAGAAGGGGAAGUGCACGAACGAGAAGAUGAUGAAGUUUCUAUCAUGUCAGUUUCAGAAGAUAUGGAUAAUGAGACCUUGAUCCCGUUGAAGGAUCGGGUCCCAAUGUCGGCACGCUCCGAAGCCUCUGGAACUUCUGGAAGAAGAACUCCAGUUUCUCGAUCAAGUACUGUUUUGCAGAAUAACCUCGACGAUGCUCUCCGUCAGGUUCUUUCAAGAGCGGAUAAUUUGGGCCAGACAGCUGCGUUGACAGGUCAAAAAAAGAUCGUCCAUGAUUUUGCCUGUCUUCUGGAGGGCCAUAUGCAGAAAAUUCCAGAGGAAUCGUGGCACAGUUUCCAAAUUGAAUGUCUGCAACUCGUUCACAAUUUCAAACAGCCAACCAGGCCAACUCAACCAUGUCAACAGCAACCCUCGUCAUGGCAGUCAUGGCAGUCAAGCCAGUGGCCGAUCAAUAGUCAUUGGUCCAGUUUCAAUCAAUGGUCUCCAGCAAGUCCAUCCUUCAACAAUGUUGGGAUGCCAGCCGCGCCUUCAGCUGUGCCUGUACCGAUACCAACGUCUUCUCAGCAGUCCACUGCUUCGACCCCACCCUCCCGACGUAGUAAUGAGAUGGUUUCCUCGGUUCUGGAAGAGCUUGGAGAAGAAGAAUAAUGUGUUCAACAGCAGCCGGUGAUUAAGAAAAGGCAAUACUGGUUACAAAACUAACGUCUUCCAUAUCGGGACACUCUUUCAGUACUUACCUUAAUUCUUACAUGGUAAAAAAGAAAAAAGUAAAAAAAGAAAUUGUUAUUUGUUGUUGCCUUUGCAAGGAAUUUUAU
Molecule: messenger RNA, 1079 nt
Organism: Lytechinus pictus (painted urchin)
Lineage: Eukaryota; Metazoa; Echinodermata; Echinoidea; Temnopleuroida; Toxopneustidae
Exons: 3
Coding region: 1-912 (303 amino acids)
Source: RefSeq, a predicted model, not a curated record